Molecule: messenger RNA, 897 nt
Organism: Maylandia zebra (zebra mbuna)
Lineage: Eukaryota; Metazoa; Chordata; Actinopteri; Cichliformes; Cichlidae
Product: type-2 ice-structuring protein-like
Source: RefSeq, a predicted model, not a curated record
GCUGACAGCUACUACUCUUACAGAAAUAGAUCACCUGCUACAAACUCUCUGAAUCUCCUUUCUCUUUUAACCACCUGUCACUUCAGAUCUUGUUUUCCACAGAGAUACUAAACAUAAGCAUGAAGCUGCUGAUUGUGUCCGCACUUCUGUGUGCAGUGAUGGCUUUGACAUCUGCUAUUGAUCUUGAAGAUGAAGAGGGCAGCAGUGGUACAGAGGAACUAUUGCUUACAGGAGAAGAUCAUGUUGUGAAGACACCCAGACGCUGUCCAGUUGGCUGGAAGAUGUACUGCAAACGAUGCUUCCUCUAUGUUUCCCAAGCCCUGUCUUGGGCUCAGGCUCAGAAAAACUGUGAGCAAAUGAAGGCAAACCUUGCAUCUGUACACAGCUACAGAGAGCACAAGUUCAUUCGGAAGCUGAUAUUUCGUGCCACUCGCCAGUGUAAACCUACAUGGCUCGGAGGCUCGGAUGCAAAAGCGAAUUAUAUUUGGACUUGGAUCGAUGGAACAAAUUUCAGAUAUACAAACUGGUGUCAUGGAAAACCGAUCAAUAAUUAUGGCCACUGCCUGGAGAUGAAUUUUUCAGCAAAAAAGUGUUGGAAUGGUGUGUUCUGUUCCUGCCUCCGCCCAUCUGUCUGCGUCAAGAAAAUCUGGUGAUUCCUGACCUCAUACAAAGGCAUGGCGUACCUGGCAAAGAAGCAAACUGUCUCAUAUAUCCCCCAAAGAGUCCGCUUCUCAUUUUACAUCUUUACUUCAGUUCUUUUGCAGUGAUGCUGAAAAAAAAAUGCAAAUAAAAUGACAGAAAAUGUAGUUUUUCACUUUCAGGAAUGUGUAAUGGAAAUGCUGCUUUUAGCAAAGGUUCAAGUACAAAAAUGAACUGUUCUUUCUGGCUUGUCUGUAU